AUGAACCCAAACCGUUACAUUGGGGUUCUGACAGCAUUUGCGUCCCUCGCAGCAACCUCCCCUGCAUCUGGCCACCCACAAGGCUCCCGCCUCCUGUUCACCCCUACCGAGUCUGCCCUCCGACUUGUCAAGACAUCUCCGGCUGAUCCUGGAUCAUGGGUCACCGACGCGGGCAAAGAUAAGCUUAUCAAAGACGGCAUCAGUUUCAUCGAUAUCACCAACAUCAAGGACGAAGAAGUUAUCGCCAUGCUGUCUACCCCUGAACGCCACUUGAGCCAUACGUAUCUCGAUCAGAGCACUUACUUGGCCCAGCCACAAAUGGAAUGGACCCACGAGAACACUGGUGCCCAGUUUAUGGCCAGCCCUGAGCACACGACAACGUUCAAUGCCGAGAUCGCGAUGCACCACCUCAAAAUAAUGACUGAGUACUUAGGAAGGAAACGCCAUGAUCUUGGGUCGAAUUCUGACCUAGAGCGUAGGUUUUGGACCAGAGACCACCGAUCUGUCAACGGCACAAGAGCCGCUCGAUGGCUUUUUGAAACCAUUGAGAAGAUCGCAGGAGCCAACCCGCGGAUCGAAGUCACCCAGUUCCUACACAACGCCACCUAUCAGCCCUCGGUUAUUGCCAAGUUGCCUGGGAGAACGUCUGACAUUGUCGUUUUCGGCGCCCACUUUGACUCUACUGCAGGGGAGCCAAAUUCCCGUGCCCCAGGAGCCGACGAUAACGCUUCCGGGACAGUCGUGCUGCUCGAACUUCUUCGGAACAUUGCAGAGAGGACGAGGCAGAAUGGGAUGAAGCCUUGGACGCAGCCUCGCAACACAGUUGAGUUCCACUUCUAUGCUGCAGAAGAGGCCGGCUUGCUUGGCUCUUCAGAGAUUUUCCACGAGUACAAGAAAAGGAAUAAGUCAGUGGUUGCCAUGCUAAACCACGACAUGCUGGGAUUUUCCUCCACUGGAAAGAUAACUCUGGGUGGCGACAAUAUUGACCCACGCCUCACACACGUCCUCCGAAGCAUUGCGAAGCAACACCACAUCGAGACACUUAGCUUUUCUUGCGGUUACGCGUGUUCGGAUCAUGCAAGCGCUCGCAACAACGGGUUUCCUGCGGCCUUCAUAACUGCUGAUCGACGGGCAACGGCUAACAAGAGAAUUCACACUGGUCGAGAUACAUUGGAGACAAUCCAGGAAGACACACUUGCACGCCAUUUCAAAUUUGGCCUCGCGGCUCUUGGUGUUCUCUCUGGGGCAAACGUUACCGCGUUGGGCAGACCAAGUGAUGAACCAAGAUAA
This is a messenger RNA of Colletotrichum orchidophilum, 1290 nucleotides long. RefSeq names its product leucine aminopeptidase 2. Gene Ontology annotation, molecular function: metalloexopeptidase activity. Gene Ontology annotation, biological process: proteolysis. The transcript is spliced from 5 exons. The coding region runs from base 1 to 1290 and encodes 429 amino acids. Lineage: Eukaryota; Fungi; Ascomycota; Sordariomycetes; Glomerellales; Glomerellaceae. The record is from RefSeq and is a predicted model, not a curated record.